AUGGCCUCGAUAGUUGAACCUGCCCUGCGCGAUAAGCUUGCUCUGAUAACGGGUUGCACCGGCGGAAUCGGAUGGGCAAGCGCUCUCUCCCUAGCGCGCCUCGGAUGCUCCAUCGCAGUGCACUACAACUCGGCCGCAGAAAAAGCCACAGAGCUAAUCUCCCAACUCCAAGCGCUGCCAGGCAUCAAAGCCGCUGCGUUCAAAGCGGACUUGUCAGACUAUGAUAACGUGCGCAGGUUGCAUCGGGAGGUUGUGGCGACGCUGGGACAUCCUGAUAUCUUGUUCAAUAAUUCGGGGAGCACGGGUAGGAUGAUUGGGCCGCUGGGGGAUAUUGAGAGUAUCACUGUUGAUGAGUUUGAGGAAAUUUGGAGGCUUAAUACUGGUUCCAGCUUUUUGGCCCUGAUGGUUGUAGUUGACGCAACUAUGCCUCCCCAACAUGGUCGCCAGUACGAAUUCUACCAGAACUUCAAUAAUGAAAUUUUCAACGAUGUCCUACCCCCUAUUAGCGUGGCCGCAGGCACCGGAGGUGUUGUCGGACCCCACUAUGCUUCCUCCAAAUCCGCACUGCACGGUCUCUUGCACUGGAUCGCAAUGAGAUAUGCAAAGGACGGAAUAAGCAGGAUCCCCAUCGCCCGAUUCGGAGUUCCGGAUGAAGUUGCGUCGAUUGUUGUGCUGCUGGUCACUAAUUCCUAUAUGACCAACAAGGUAUAUUGGGAAGAAAUAUACAAGUUCAAAUCGGACUAUAUCGGAGUGACGAAAAAGCGAAUUUCUUCCCAGAUUCUAGAUCGCAAGACCUUGAAUCCUAGAGAGAUGAGACCAUAG
Messenger RNA from Laccaria bicolor S238N-H82, 822 nucleotides. RefSeq lists its product as uncharacterized. Bases 1 to 822 code for a protein of 273 amino acids. The record is from RefSeq and is a predicted model, not a curated record. The transcript has 8 exons. NCBI's taxonomy places the organism in Eukaryota, Fungi, Basidiomycota, Agaricomycetes, Agaricales, Hydnangiaceae. Gene Ontology annotation, molecular function: oxidoreductase activity, acting on the CH-OH group of donors, NAD or NADP as acceptor.